CCCCCCUUCAAAAACGCGUAGCCGCCACCCCUGCUCAGCACCCAGGUAUACUCUGGAUAAGUACGGGAUUGACAACUACACGUUUUACAUUUAGAACUGCUGCUUUUAGAAAAUCGGAGGUCUUAGGAUGAUGACCUUUGUCAAGUACGCAGUGAGGGUACCAGCCCGACAAGGCGAUGCCAGACAACUGUGCUUUUGAAGAAUUCACAAUUGGAAUAAUAUUAUUAUUUUUAGGUGAACAAGUUAUUCAAGGACAUUUUAAAUUACUGGGGGAAAUACUUGUCUAGCCCAGAAUCUACUUAUGUUUUGACUGAUGAUCCACGUUCAGGGUGGUUUGGUACAGAUGCAAUGGAGGCAAUGCCAAAUUUCGUUAAAGAAUUUGAAUGCGACCCAAAAAAACCGCAUUAUGGUUACAAAUCAUGGGAUGAUUUCUUCGUGAGAAAAUAUCGUCCAGGAAUUCGUCCAGUCGAAGCUCCUGAUGAUGAUUAUGUUAUUGCAAAUGCCUGCGAGUCUGCACCUUUCAAGCUGGCGCGUGAAGUGUGCAAACGGGAUUGGUUCUGGAUCAAGAAUCAACAAUACUCGUUAGGUGAGCACGGUUAGAAAAUAAUAGAGAGUUCAAGUUCGACUUCCAAUACCAAUACCAAUACCGAUACCGAUGUUUUCACUUCCGUUCUCAUUUUGGUACCGGGAAUUUUAAAGCGUUAAGUUAUCACGACAGAUAAAGUGUAGAACACAUCUAUCGUCACCGAAAAUGUGCGGUAUACUAAACAGCAGCUGAGCUAAAAUUCCGACUAAAAUAUGACUCAGGUGAUGCUAAUAAACAAAUAGUUUACAUGUUUAUCGUAAAACUUAUGAAAUAUCCGAUUUAUAUGAGUUUAUCUUACAAUUCCCCCGACUUCCAAUACAAGGCCGACUUCGGUAGUGGUAACUUCCAAUACACUUAGCUUGUCCUCGUGCUUCUUGAGAGCAGAGAGCAUGCGCGUGACAUGUUAGUAUCGGUAUUGGUAUUGGAAGUCGAACUUAAACUCUCUAUUAAAUAUAAUCAGUGCCCUGCCAAUACAGCCGAGUUACGUUGCUAUCGAGGGGUGUAUUAUACUGCCACAAUCCUCGUACACUUCCUCCAAUAUGGCAAUAUCCAAAAAACAUCUUCUAAAAAAUACAAAAUUCUUGCCAAAAUUUGUCCAAAAAUUCCCAUAAAAUUCCUAAGAAUCCCAAAAUCUCUUUCAAAACCUCAUAGGAAUCCCCAAAUUCCGGAAAUGCAAUCAAAUUGCAUCAUCAAAAUACAAACAUGCCAAUGAGACAUUCUUCUGGACUAUGUGAAGAACAGUGCUAUCCACUGGCCAAUCAUGAUUAGCUGAGAAACAUUUUAUAUACAGCUAAUUUUCUAAACUGAUUAAAUGAUGGUCCCAUUAUGUUUUGUACGCUUAGAGUUUAAGAUUUAACGUACAGUUUAGGGUUUGCAAAUGAAUUAGCUGUAUAUAAAUAGAAAUCAUAAUAUGUACUAUACAAAAUUAUUAGAGCUUAAAGCGCCUACCAUUUUUCCUUGUGCGAAAUUUUUUUUGUAGCCUAACCACUUUCAUAUAUUUUUAAUAUUUCAAAUUGCACAGAUGCGGUAAGAACUACUUGUACAAACAUUUUUGCCCCCCCCCCCCUUUACCCUUGCACAAAAUAUCUGACUCCCUCUUUCCACCAGGCACCCCCUUCCCCUGUAAUUAAUGACCGUUCCUUCCCAAAAAUCACCGUAUUCUUAUUUCAGAGUAAUGCACCCUCGUCUGCUAUUGCAGGUCGAAGUAGGGUAUUUACUUGUUUGGUUGUCACAGUGCUUGAAAAUCCAUUUAAGUAAACUUUGGUUUCUCUUGUGCUUCGAUGGUUCUUUGACUUCUUCCCUGAUCAAAAAUUAACCCUUGGCUUGGUGAUUGGGUAAUCACCGAACCCGUGUCAACAUUAAAUAAAUCUCAAAAUUUUUUAGAUCACAUGCUCAACAAUCAUGAUUUGGCCGCGAAAUUUUAUGGUGGUACCGUCUACCAAGCCUUCCUCAGCGCGACCAGUUACCAUCGAUGGCAUAGUCCUGUCUCCGGUUUGAUUUUGAAAACAGAAGUGGUUGAUGGUUCUUAUUAUUCCCAAACCUACAACAUCCAAACUGAUGCCGCCUCACCCAAUGAAUCCCAAGCGUACCUCUGCCAGGUUGCUGCUCGAGGUAUUAUCUACAUCCUAGCUGAUAACCCUGAUAUUGGUCUCAUGGUUUUCGUCUCAAUCGGUAUGUCCGAAGUGUCUACCAACGAGAUUACCGUGAAAACUGGAGAUCAUGUUAAGAAGGGAGACGAGCUUGGAAUGUUUCAUUUUGGUGGCUCCACACAUUGCCUCGUGUUCCAGCCUCAUGUUCAUGUUGAUUUUGAUUUGCGUGGUCAAACACCUGGCACGGAUGAGAAAUUGUUUAAUAUUCCAGUUCGAUCGAAAAUUGCCGUCGUUAAAAAACCAAAAGGAGGUAAAUAACAUUGACUUGUCCACAAUUUCACAUAACGAUCUCCGAUGUAGACUUUAUAACAAUACACGAGGGACGAUUUAGUUAAUUUAGAAUGUAAAAGCGGACAGCUUAUCACAAGAACACUGGAGUAAUAUUAUCUAACCUUUGCUUAUUAAUUAGUACUCUAAAUAUUGCACUGUGAGUAGUUUAUCAGUUCAGUAUAUAUGAACAAUUAGCCACUAGUGGUUUGUAGUUUAUGAAUAAAUACAGCCUGCUGGUAUGUAUAAUCAUGGAUUUGUAUUAGUAAUCAAAUUAAUUUUUUGUUCUUUGUAAAUGUGGUUGUGUUAUGUAGCUCCUUCAAUAAGCGCUCGAUAGUUUAGUUGCAGCCCAAGGCUAGGGUAUUUAUUACGCUCGGGUAUUCACACCAUAGAAAAUAAUAGUUUUAGGGGAGUUACUAUUUUUAGACUUUUAGGGUUAGUGUUUGGAUUAGGG
Molecule: messenger RNA, 2956 nt
Organism: Paramuricea clavata
Lineage: Eukaryota; Metazoa; Cnidaria; Anthozoa; Malacalcyonacea; Plexauridae
Source: the annotation of a GenBank genome assembly